AUGCUUUUCUCUUCCGUUUCUCGCCGUAAUGCCCAUGACGGAGUUUAGGACCGAUUCGGAAGCACAGACUUUGCGUCACCCAUCUUAGACAAAGAGCAGAACGUGAAGCUCGAGGUGGCCAAGGAAAAUGCAACCCACACUUUGUUUGCUUGGACCCGACCUGCAAAAACAUCCGACACCUCCGGCCAAGACUGGCAGAUCAAUAAUGAGAUGAUUGAAGUUUUGUGGGCUUAUACUGAUGAAGAUCCCAUUGGAGCUCCAGCCAUGCACACGGAGAGAGGACACAUGAAGUUGAAUCUCGUGGAAAAACAUCCUACUUUGGGGAAACCUUGAGCAAAAUAAUAAUAAUCUAUCCUCCGGCUUUAUCCAGAAAACAAUACUUAUUUUUCCUGGAAAUAUGAGUGGCAUAAUAAGAAUGCAUUUCGAAGAGGAAGCUUAUUUGAGCAUGCAAUAAAUUCUUUUUAAGCAUCAAAAA
Messenger RNA from Notodromas monacha, 475 nucleotides. The record is from the annotation of a GenBank genome assembly. Lineage: Eukaryota; Metazoa; Arthropoda; Ostracoda; Podocopida; Cyprididae.